Caenorhabditis elegans is the source of this 816-nucleotide messenger RNA. It is a transcript of the gene rps-6, whose product is annotated as Small ribosomal subunit protein eS6. Gene Ontology annotation, cellular component: ribosome; nucleolus; cytoplasm. Gene Ontology annotation, molecular function: structural constituent of ribosome. Gene Ontology annotation, biological process: translation. The record is from RefSeq and is marked reviewed. NCBI's taxonomy places the organism in Eukaryota, Metazoa, Nematoda, Chromadorea, Rhabditida, Rhabditidae.
GUAAUAAUAUUUGAGCGAUGAGACUUAACUUCGCCUACCCAGCCACCGGGCUCCAAAAGUCGUUCGAGGUCGAUGAGGAGAAGAAGCUUCGCCUCUUCUUCGAGAAGCGCAUGUCCCAGGAGGUCGCCAUCGAUGCUCUCGGUGACGAGUGGAAGGGAUAUGUCGUCAGAAUCGGAGGAGGAAACGACAAGCAGGGAUUCCCAAUGAAGCAAGGAAUUCUCACCAACGGACGUGUUCGUCUUCUCUUGAAGAAGGGACAAUCCUGCUACCGUGAGCGCAAGAACGGAGAGCGCAAGAGAAAGUCCGUCCGUGGAUGCAUCGUCGACGCCAACAUGUCCGCUCUUUCCCUCGUCAUCGUGAAGAAGGGAGAUGGAGAGAUCGAAGGACUCACCGACUCCGUUCUCCCACGCAAGCUCGGACCAAAGAGAGCCUCCAAGAUCCGCAAGCUCUUCAACUUGACCAAGCACGACGAUGUCACCAAAUACGUCAUCACCCACGACAAGACCUUCCCAGAUGGAGUCACCAAGACCAUCGCACCAAAGAUCCAGCGUCUCAUCACCCCAGCUCGUAUCGCCAGAAAGAAGUACCUUCUCCGCCAGAAGCGCAACCAGAAGAUCAAGAUGCGCGAUGACGCCGCUGCCUACCACAAGCUCCUCGCCAAGUACUCCAAGGAAGAGCACGACGCCAAGAUCGCCCGCAGACGCUCUUCGGCUUCCCAUCACUCCGAGUCCGAGGUCAAGAAGACCAGCAAGAAGUAAAUACUGCUGCUCGUUAUUGUUUCCUAAUGAAAUUGUUGUUAAACUUAAAUCUUUUUUU